UGAACUGUCAUUGAUUUGUUGUCACGUUCAAACUAUCAAAUCAAGUUCAAGAAUUGUGAGAAGAAACAUAGGUUGCCGGCGAAAAUUAAUGUCGAAUCCUUUAAUAAAUUAAUGGUUUCAUUUAUGUGAUUACACUUAAAUCUACAAAAAAAACGAAGCAAGAUGACUGUGGAUACGCAGAGCAAGGCGAGGCUGUCGCAGAUCGCUUCUGAUAAACAACUUACAUUUAUAAAAUUAGCUGUUUUAUCAAUGGCAGCUAUUUUAUCAUUUGCAACACGUCUGUUUUCCGUUCUGCGCUUCGAGAGUGUGAUACAUGAAUUUGACCCGUACUUCAACUAUAGAACAACACGCUACCUCACAGAGGAAGGGUUUUAUAACUUCCACAACUGGUUUGAUGAUAGAGCAUGGUAUCCUCUGGGACGUAUUAUUGGUGGCACAAUAUACCCUGGCCUCAUGGUUACGUCAGCGACCUUAUACAACAUAAUGCAGUUUCUAAACAUCACUAUAGACAUAAGAAAUGUGUGUGUCUUCCUCGCACCAUUCUUUUCUUCUCUCACAACUAUUGUGACUUACUUACUCACUAAGGAAUUGAAGGACGAAGGCGCAGGCCUAGUUGCGGCGGCCAUGAUUGCCAUAGUUCCUGGCUACAUAAGUCGUUCUGUAGCCGGCAGCUAUGACAAUGAAGGGAUCGCUAUAUUCUGCAUGCUACUGACUUACUACUUCUGGAUCAAAGCUGUCAACACUGGGACCAUUCUGUGGGCCACUAUGACUGCUUUGGCUUACUUCUACAUGGUAUCAUCGUGGGGUGGUUACGUGUUCCUCAUCAACCUGAUCCCCCUGCACGUGCUAGCCCUGAUGCUGCUGGGUCGCUUCUCGGCGCGCGUGUACGUGGCCUACAGCACGCUGUACUGCGUGGGCACCAUUCUGUCCAUGCAGAUCUCCUUCGUGGGCUUCCAGCCCGUGCAGAGCUCCGAGCAUAUGCUGGCUCUGGGUACAUUCGGCCUGUGUCAACUGUAUGCUUUCGCACAGUACUUACGUUACCACCUCUCUCCAGCGAACUUCGAGCUGUUAUUCAAGGCACUUUUGACGACCUUGCUGGUAACACUCGGAACUGCUAUCGUCAUACUUACUGUGACUGGUAAAAUUUCACCUUGGACUGGUCGCUUCUAUUCGUUAUUGGACCCGUCGUACGCCAAAAAUCAUAUUCCUAUUAUUGCAUCGGUGUCGGAGCACCAGCCUACAUCGUGGUCGUCGUUCUACUUCGACCUGCAAGUGCUGGUCUUCCUGUUCCCCGCCGGCCUCUACUUCUGCUUCGCGAAGCUCACCGACGCCAACAUCUUCAUCAUCCUUUACGGCGUGCUCAGCAUUUACUUUGCGGGUGUGAUGGUGCGUCUGAUGCUGGUGUUGGCCCCUGUGAUGUGCAUUGUGUCUGGAGUCGCCGCGUCGAGCUUGCUCAGUCUCCACGUCAAAGACAUCGAGCCUAAAGUCGAGAAGCACGACAAGAAGAAGAAGCAUGAAAAUAACCUUGUCUUUAGAUCUGAGGUGGGAGCGCUAUUCGUCUGCGUGCUAGGCUGCUUGCUAGUCUCAUACGUGUUCCACUGCACGUGGGUGACGUCAGAGGCGUACUCCUCGCCCUCCAUAGUGCUGUCGGCGCGCGCUCACGACGGCGCGCGCAUCAUCUUCGACGACUUCCGCGAGGCCUACACCUGGCUCAAGAUGAACACUCCCGAGAAUUCAAAAGUGAUGUCCUGGUGGGAUUACGGGUAUCAGAUAACGGCAAUGGCGAAUAGAACAGUGAUAGUGGAUAAUAAUACUUGGAACAACACGCACAUAUCUCGAGUGGGACAGGCCAUGGCAUCUAGUGAGGAGCACGCUUAUGAGAUCAUGAGGGAGCUGGACGUGGACUAUGUGCUGGUGAUAUUUGGCGGGCUCGUUGGAUACUCUUCUGAUGACAUCAACAAGUUCUUAUGGAUGGUGCGUAUUGGCGGCAGCACGGAUCGCGGCGCGCACAUCAAGGAAGCAGACUACUACACCGGCUCGGGCGAGUUCAGGGUUGACGCGCACGGCUCGCCCACGCUGCUCAACUGCCUCAUGUACAAGAUGAGCUACUACAAGUUCGGCCUCGUCUACACUGAGGGAGGUGUGUAUAUGUCUCUAUACCCACAGACAUCAAGGAAGCAGACUACUACACCGGCUCGGGCGAGUUCAGGGUGGACGCGCACGGCUCGCCCACGCUGCUCAACUGCCUCAUGUACAAGAUGAGCUACUACAAGUUCGGCCUCGUCUACACUGAGGGAGGUCGACCACCAGGCUACGACCGCGUCCGCGGCGCAGAGAUCGGCAACAAAGACUUCAACCUCGACGUGCUAGAAGAGGCGUACACCACGGAGCAUUGGCUCGUGCGCAUCUACAAGGUCAAGCCUUUGCCCAACCGGGGCCUUUGAGUGGAACCCCCCAAACCGACCAGAGAAAAAAGUGAUAGUGCUCCCGAAACUUUUGAACUAGUGAUGUAUGAUAGAAACAAGAAGAUGAAGAGUUUCAGUGCUAGAAUACAAUUUUAGUGAUUCAUUGUAAAUUAAACUUACUAGUAAGUUCUCAAAAUAUGCACUCUUCAAGUUAUUUCAGUUUUCAAAAACCAAUUUCUAUAUAGAGUACCUGUAUUGGCCAUAUUGGAACUUUGAAAAAUAAGAAAAAGCGAAUUUUUUUUCUAAAUAAUAAUAUUUAAUUGGAAAUAAUUAAAAUUGGUUGUUUUUGAACAAUGUAAUCAAUUGAAAUAAUUGACUAUUAUUUUGUCUCAAAGUGAUUUUGAUUUUUACCCUAAUGAAAUUGUUUGGUUUGGUUUUGAAACUAACCCAAAAAAAUUGAUGGUAUUUAUAAUAAAAAUGGUGUCUUAUUGUAAAUCCCAUCAAAGAUCCCACACUGUAUUAUUUUCGCAAAAAUCAAGAAUUAUUUUAUCCUAUCAAAGUUACAGUCACAAAAAACUACUUUUUUUUUUUUAAUUCCCUGCCACACUAGCUCACAUCCACCUCAUACAAGCUUUAGUAUAUUUUAUUCUCAUGAAACUUUCGAAAAUUCUCUUGAUUUUUCAUAUCGAAACUCGUACAAUGGGUGCACUAUAGUUAAUUUAAACAGUGUCUACAUUUUUCUAAACAAGUUGCCGUUUUAAUCUCAGAUCCUGGUGCUAAUGCAGUUUAAUUAUAACUAAAUAAUUGUCUGGUCUGAAAGAACUAAUCCAGUUAUAUGCAUUUACAAAGAUAUAUGAAGUCGCUGUAAUGUAUGUAAAUGAAGAAU
Maniola jurtina (meadow brown) is the source of this 3291-nucleotide messenger RNA. RefSeq names its product dolichyl-diphosphooligosaccharide--protein glycosyltransferase subunit STT3A (gene Stt3A). NCBI's taxonomy places the organism in Eukaryota, Metazoa, Arthropoda, Insecta, Lepidoptera, Nymphalidae. The coding region runs from base 163 to 2262 and encodes 699 amino acids. Gene Ontology annotation, biological process: post-translational protein modification. The record is from RefSeq and is a predicted model, not a curated record. Gene Ontology annotation, cellular component: membrane. The transcript has 14 exons. Gene Ontology annotation, molecular function: dolichyl-diphosphooligosaccharide-protein glycotransferase activity.